Messenger RNA from Cetraspora pellucida, 363 nucleotides. The record is from the annotation of a GenBank genome assembly. Lineage: Eukaryota; Fungi; Glomeromycota; Glomeromycetes; Diversisporales; Gigasporaceae.
AUGAACGGAAGUGAUAUUUGUGAUAACUUUUUUGAAGAAACUUCACACGAGACAAGUGAUAAUGUAUCGUCGGUUAGUUCUAACAGUGGUGCCACUUCCACAACUUUUUCUGAUCAAUCUCGUAUUACAAAAAAAAACAAAUUAAACCAUCCAAAGUUCAGGUGGCAGUAUGCAAAGUCUAGUUGGGUGUGGAAGUACUUUACUUUGAGCAAAGAUAAAGAAUACUGUAUAUGUACAGUUAAAAUAACAAAGUUGAGUAAUAAGCAAGUUAAAUGUGGCUAUAAGCUUAUUUAUGAUGGCGGUACAGAAAAUAUGAGCAGUCACCUUCAAAUUAAACAUAACCUACACAAAAAACAAAAUAAA